CAGACUCAUAAGACCGCUACUUCUCUACUUGUCAACCUUGCUUCGCAUUUACCCAGUCGUGCUGUUGGCUAUCACCGUAUUCGCAACGCCCUUCGUUAAUUACUUUGUAUAACAUAUCCAGUAACAUUUUUCCUGUCAUUCACAAUCAAAAAGCAGGGAACAGCAUGACUACUGUUUCUAGAGCAGAAGCAUGCGUCUUCAUUGAUAAACUUAGGGAAGACAAUGGUGGAAUUACCAGAGAAGACCGAGAGUUCUUGGAGCGAAACAAGCCACAAAUACUUGCCACCAUCGAUAACAUACGGCGAAAGCUAGGCGCUUCAACUAAAGCGCUGGCUGCAAACCUCUACGCAAAAGAUACCCGUUUUGUCUACGAAUUGAUCCAGAAUGCCGAAGACAACAGUUACGAAGUCGCAAAGAAUGAGUCUAAGUCCCCUUGGCUUCGUUUCGCGCUUGACCAGGAUCGAAUCGUAAUCGACUCUAACGAGGAUGGUUUCUCAGAAGCAAAUAUCAGGGCUAUUUGCUCUAUCGGCGAAAGUACGAAGGCAUCUAUUCAAGGCUAUAUCGGUGAGAAGGGUAUCGGGUUCAAGUCUGUUUUCAAGGUUGCACGUAAAGUCCAUGUGCAGUCAGGACCCUACUCAUUUGCGUUUGAGUAUCAGCGCGAUGGGAAUGACAAUGGCCUAGGAAUGGUAACGCCGAUGAACGAAGACUACCUCGCCGUCCCGGGUGGAGUUCGGACCCGAAUAAUCUUGUAUCUUCUCACGACAUGCGAUAGAAACACGCUGCGCAAGGAGUUCCUAGACCUUCCGGAUACGUUGUUGCUAUUCUUGAGGAAGCUAAAGACGCUGUCGAUAAAAAUCACGAUUCCAGGUGAACGCGAUGUAGAGCGGAACUAUUCAUUGUCUAAGUCUGGAAACGAAGUCAGUCUGCACAAGACCCUUUCACAAUUGAACUCUACUUCGACCCAAAACUACUGGACAGCGAGACGCCAGGUUUCAAACAUGCCAAACAACUACGCCCGUAAGAACAUUUCGAUGGCUGAAGUAGUUCUGGCAUUUCCUUUGGAUGCCGACGAUAUUCCUAUUAUCGAAGAUCAGCACGUGUUCGCGUUCCUUCCUUUACGGAAGGUUGGAUAUAAGUUCCUCAUUCAAUCCGACUUCAUUACCCAGGCUAGCCGUGAAGAUGUAUUCAACUCUCCAUGGAAUAACCGCUUACUUGAUGAGGUCACCGAAACAUUCCUAUCAAGUGUUGGCGACUUUCUCAACCACCCGACUCUACGGUAUUGCUGGCUACGAUUCAUCCCAACCGGCCAUAUUGCCGACGACUUCUGGGGUCGCCUCCAGGUCAACAUUUUUAAAGCAGUUUCAUCACGCAAACUGUUCUUCGAUCGUUACGAUUACAAAACACGCCUAUCAUUUGCCAAUAAGUUACGAAUCGUACCCCACGGAUUCAGAGACGAAGAAGGCCACCCUUUACUUGCCGACCUUACUUAUGGAGGGAAGACGGCCUACGUGUCAGAACAAUACGACAAGAACUUGGAACUUCCUAUUCUGAAAAAGAUUGGCGCCGAGGGUCUGUCGAACGAAGACUUUUUGGACAGGCUUGCGCAGGACCUUAAUUUCAACGAUGUCAAGCAGAGUCGUAUGCGUUCCAAGCCAUUGUCCGCUGAAUGGCAUACCGACGUUGCGAGCCUGCUUAUAGUCAUGUUGAGGAAUCCGAUCUAUACUCCGAGCAUUGGGAUCCUUCCAAUUGUACCCCUCAAUACCGGGAGAUGGGUCAGCCCGCGAUUCGCCAGCAUAUAUUUCCCAACUUCAGAAGGCAUUGAAGUCCCUGCGGACUUGGGCUUGGCCCUCGUUGACACAGGCGCACUACGUAAUAAUAGUCGGAAGACACUGUUUUCCAAACUUGGAGUUACGGAGUGUGACCCAUCCAAGGUCUUUCCAUUGAUAGAACAGGUCUAUCUAGGCUCCGGACAAACGUUUAGACAAACUCUCCCUCACAUCAGUUUCAUCUUCUGGCACCACACCAAACUACCUACCAAAGGAAUUAGGAUAAAGCUGCUAGGCAGCCAGGGCUCUUUCUGGUCUGAUGCUCCUAGAGGUUGGACGUACAAUCCUUGCUCUGAAGCUCCUUACUCAAUGUCCAAAAUUCUCGGCACAUCAAGCCCGAUCCAAUUGAAAGACAAAAUGAGAUUUCUGAAACCCACAUACGAGGAUGAACUACAGCAUCUCGAGCGCCGGAACGAUCAAACGAUCAUGGAAUGGCUUGCAAGUUUCAUCCAAAUGAAAGAAAAACCUCAGCUUUGUCGGAGGUCCAACACCCUGAAGAUGUCUUCGGAGCUCAAAUAUAUCAUCCAGCACCGGCCACAGUUUCUACUUGGCGUACUUGAAGCUAAUUGGCAUCAAUAUUCACAUCACUUUUGGGAUCUUUAUUCCGAACGUAUCGAAGUUCCAGUUCUUCAUUCGGAUCAACUGCGACGCCUAGACAUGACGUAUCUGCCCCUACCGAAACUCAUGAAUAUUGUUGUUCGUCUUGGCCUUGAACAGGAUUUUGGGUUUCUCAAAGAGCUUGACGGCAUUGUGGAUUCUGCGGCAAGCAAAUGGAUGUUCUUGAGGCGCUUCGGGGUCGGAAUAGACGAUGACCUUUCGUUUUGGUUGGCACUACUGAAUAAAGCUAAGCACAAGAACAAUGUACAGGGCACAGUUGUCUUCGAGAUAUACACCAACUUGCAGAAGUUUCUCGAGCCGGAGGAAAUCGAGGAAAUCAAGGAAGUAUUUUCUGAAGACGCUUACGUCUUCUUGCCUUCAGCAAACUCCGAUGCGCCUCCGUCCUGGAGAUUCAUUGAAGACUGUGUAUGGGACGGCCCGGAGUGGUUCACAUACAAGGCCCGCCUUCAGACAAGCAAACAGUAUCGACGGCUUUAUAGUCUCUUCAGACUUACGUUAGGUGUUAAACAUGCUGAUUAUAACGAUUAUCUUGCCUUUUUACAGACCAUUCAAAACUCUUCAACCGACAUCUUGUCGAGCGACGAACACGCGAAAGUUCUGCUCCUCUACGAACAGUUAUACAAAGUGGCUAAUGAUCUGAACGAUUUCGAUGUGGAAAAGCAAAUAAGGACCGAUUUUGAAGAAAAUAAUUUGGUAUAUAGCCACUGCAAUGGGACUUGGCAUACCCCAUCCUUUUGCAUCUGGGCCGAAGAGCAGAUUCAAUUACCUGGAAAACUGUCAAUUGCCACAACGUACAAAACUCUCAAGCCUUUCUUCCUCAAUGUUCUUCGCGUCACAAAGCCAAGCUUGGAGAUGCACAUAUCUGCUCUCAAGCAGAAGGCAUCGACGAACCCGGAUAAGAGUAGCAUUUUCCGGGAGAUGCUGAACAUUUGUGCGUUCGAGAUACCAUUCAAAGCUCUGGAAAAGCUGCGUGACUGCAAAUGCUUGCCGAUAAAACUACCCUCUGGGACCACCGAGUGGUCGGAUUGCUCCGAGGACUUUGCUAUCGUGAAUCGUCGCGACUACAGUCAAACAUUCGCAGGCCAAAUAAAGGUCCUGAAUUUCUCGCUGGAAGAGGUCCACUCCUUGAAGCCAUUUCUCACUGGGCUCGGGUUAGAGGAACGAUAUUUGUCUAGAGCGGUCAGGGAAGAGACUACCGUUCAGGGCGGUUUGAUCAGCGAGCGGCUUACAGCUGAGCUAAGAAAGAAGUCGUAUGCAAUUUGCCGGUAUGCUGCUCAUCUAGGAAGUAAAACAGCCCGCGAGAAUGCAGUUUCAAUGCACCGGACUCUUCACAAUAUGGACGUCUAUGUCAGUGACGCGAUAUCCAAAUCUGUGUCCAUUGACCAGAACGACGUAACCGUGACGGUUCCGCAAGCCACAGCGUACUUUCAUCUUGAUCAGCAGGAAGGGAAAUUGAAGCUCUACGUUCCGCAAAGCAAGAAUCAACAACGAUUAUGCCUAUCGAGGGAGCUCCCGAUCAGCCUUCUCCAGCAUUUUGGAGUCCCGAAAGACGCGAAUGGGGCAGAGCUUGGGUCUAUAAUUACGGAGUCCAGCCUUUUCGUCAUUAAUGGGCUUCUGGAGCAAGCUGGUAUCAUCGAAGUAGGGGGAAUUACGAGGCCAGAAGACGAAAGUGAAGACGAAUCAAGCUCGUCAGGGACCGCAAAUACUCCAAGAGGUACUUCGCCAGCGAGAGGCCCUCCUGAGAGCACCGAAGCCCGAGCAGCAAGUCGAUCGGUGACUAUAAGUACACCAGGAAGUGCUUCGCAAACGCAGGUCCCUGGCCUGAGUACUGGAUCCCGAGCAUCAACGCCAUCUGAGACUGUAGGCACUCCAAGAAGUACUUCUCAGACACGAAGCUCUCGCCAUGGUACCGAACCGGAGGCAUCAAGCACUCCGCCUCUGCAGACGAGCACCACUCAAGACUCUUACCCUACACCCAACUCAAUAGCUUUCGAUAGGUCACCUAGUCCUCCAGAGAGACCGGAUCUCUACCGAGAAUUGCUAGACGCCGUGGUUGAACUAGCAGAAAGUCUUCAUCGGCUACCCCGGAAAGGACAGACAUUCCGGGAUCCAUUGCCCAGGAACCCGACAAUCGGAGUCGACACAUCCCUUGCCGUUCAUUCGUCCAUUACCGGGGAAAGAGAAUUCAAGAUAGGUGCUGCUGGUGAACUAUUCGUGUUCGAGUUGUUGAAAGGCCUUGGACUUCCCAACUUUACCCUCGCGAACUGGCAGAGCACGAUCCGCCACCGAGUUGCUGUGCACGAGCGGUACUACGACUUAACGCGUUGGUUCGGCCCCGAGACAGCAGACAUCGUGUACCGGGACCGUGAAGGCACUCUCACACACCUGCUAAUCGAAGCGGGAUAUCUGCAAGCUUCCACCUGGAGCCAUAAGACGCCGGAAUAUUACAUCGAGGUCAAGACAACGGUUGGAAUGUUGGACACACCGUUCUAUUGCAGUCAACCGCAGUAUGAAAGGAUGGAGAGUAUGAGGCUGUUGGGGAAUGUAGCAUCAAACAAGGUAUACUUAGUGGCAAGAGUGUUCUCACUGGGCGAUUGUGGGAUGGGGUUGAAGUUAUAUAUGGAUCCGGCUACGCUUCGAAGCGACCAAGAGCUGAUCUUCAAGACGGACAAGUACUCCGUUACGCCUGGAUAUCGGUUUUAGACUGGAUAUGGGAAGCUUGGAUCUAAGUGUCAUUCUAUGAAGCACGAUUGUUACAUGCAUUCAAUCGAACUAAGCGUGGCUAUAUGUCAGUAUAUUCUUUAAGAUGUAUGAAGAGCGUCGGUCGACUAGUGCCGACACUGUAGAGCCAUAUUCAAUGUUGCGCCUUGUAGUCUCCCGAAAGCUUUCAAAUCCAUU
Messenger RNA from Mytilinidion resinicola, 5342 nucleotides. RefSeq lists its product as uncharacterized. Lineage: Eukaryota; Fungi; Ascomycota; Dothideomycetes; Mytilinidiales; Mytilinidiaceae. The transcript is spliced from 7 exons. The record is from RefSeq and is a predicted model, not a curated record. Bases 165 to 5147 code for a protein of 1660 amino acids.